Fusarium coffeatum is the source of this 1254-nucleotide messenger RNA. RefSeq lists its product as uncharacterized. NCBI's taxonomy places the organism in Eukaryota, Fungi, Ascomycota, Sordariomycetes, Hypocreales, Nectriaceae. Bases 1 to 1254 code for a protein of 417 amino acids. Gene Ontology annotation, cellular component: endoplasmic reticulum. Gene Ontology annotation, molecular function: catalytic activity. The record is from RefSeq and is a predicted model, not a curated record. Gene Ontology annotation, biological process: transmembrane transport; nucleoside metabolic process. The transcript has 3 exons.
AUGGAGCUACUAAGAUGUCUUCUGGCGAUCUUCGUUCAAGUCAGUUUUCUGCCUUGUGUCUCUGCGUUACCGCGCUUCCUGGGCGGCAGAGAUGAUGAACCUAUUGCACCUAAAGUCAUGAUCAUAUCAAUGUGGUCUCCUGAAGCAGAAAUCUGGCAUACUCGUCUCCCAGACACUCAUCUAGGCAACCUGUCAGCCAAAAUUGUCCACUCACCAGGUCUCUCCAUGUUAUUCCCCUGUGCCACUUGCACCGAGAAUGGCGAUAUCUGCCAUCUCACCAUCGGUGAAGGAGAAGUCAACUCAGCCGCCUCCCUAAUGGCUCUCGUCCUGUCUCCCAAAUUCGACCUGAGCAACACUUACUUUCUAAUCGCUGGCAUAGCCGGUGUCAAUCCCAAGUACGGCACCCUAGGCACCGUAGCCCUCGCUCGCUACUCAGUCCAAGUUGCUCUUCAAUAUGAGAUUGAUCCACGAUCUCUUCCGCCCAAUUACCCCACAGGAUAUAUAUCAUACGGUCGUGAUCAACCGCAUGAGUAUCCCUUCAUCACGUAUGGCACUGAAGUUUUUGAACUCAACACUCAACUCCAAGAGAAAGCUUACAGACUAGCUUCCAAAGCUGAGCUGGAAGAUGCCACUGGUCCAAAGCAGUAUCGUGCGCUGUAUGGCCGGAUGGGCGAGUCGUAUAGAAGCGCAUCUCAACCUCCAUCCGUCGUCAAGUGUGACACUGCUACAAGUGAUGUAUACUAUUCAGGCAGCCGUCUUUCCGAGUCUUUCGAAAAUACCACUCGAGUGUGGACGAAUGGUACGGGAGUGUACUGUAUGAGCGCCCAGGAAGACAACGCAGUCUUAGAAGUCCUAGUCAGGGCAGCAAUUGAGAAAAUCAUUGACUUCUCCAGAGUCAUGGUCUGUAGAACCGGCUCCAACUUCGACCGUCCCCCUCUCGGCCGCUCUGACCUAGAGCAUCUCACAGCCGCGCAGCAAAAUGGCUUCGGUAUUGCGAUAGCCAACAUCUUCAAUGCAGGUAUCGAGAUCGUCAAAGGCAUCAUCCACGACUGGGACACGACUUUCAAAGACGGUAUCGAAGCGGAGAAUUACGUGGGGGACAUCUUUGGUAGCCUUGGAGGCGAACCUGACUUUGGUUUCGGAAGCCUAACUCGCGGAGAACGUAUUGCAAAGGGCUGUAAAACGAAUGGCAUGGCUGCGAGGGAGAUGGAUAGGAGGAGGAUCUUGACACAGAAGUCUUUGAGAAAGGUUUAG